CCAAAUUUACCCGUCCCUUUCCCCUCCCACCUUCCCCACAGUCGCAGCAACAGAUGUGGGAAGCGCCCUUGGGCUGUCGUCCUCUCUGAAACAUCAAGUCUAGAGAAGGGGUUGAAGCCCAAGGCGGUGCUCGGAGAGUCCACAAAGAGCAGGAUCCGCAAUGGUGCCCUUGCUAGCAGUGUGGCUAGCCUGGGCGCUGCUGGGAGUGGCAGGAGCUUGCCCAGAGCCGUGCGCUUGCGUAGACAAGUACGCGCACCAGUUCGCCGACUGCGCCUACAAGGACCUUCGCGAGGUGCCCGAAGGACUGCCGACCAACGUGACUACGCUUAGUCUGUCAGCCAACAAGAUCACCGUGCUGCGGCGUGGGGCCUUCGCCAACGUCACGCAGGUCACGUCGCUGUGGCUGGCGCACAAUGAGGUGCGCACUGUGGAGCGGGGCGCAUUGGCGGUGCUGAGCCAGCUCAAGAACCUCGACUUGAGCCACAACCUUAUAUCCAGCUUUCCAUGGAGCGACCUGCGUAACCUGAGCGCGCUGCAGCUUCUCAAAAUGAACCAUAACCGCUUGGGCUCGCUUCCCCGGGACGCGCUCCGUGCGCUGCCGGACUUGCGCUCCCUGCGCAUCAACAACAACCGGCUGCGUACACUGGCUCCCGGCACCUUCGAUGCGCUAAGUGCACUGUCACAUCUGCAACUGUAUCACAACCCCUUCCAUUGCGGUUGCAGCCUAAUGUGGCUGCAGGCCUGGGCCGAGAGCACCCGAGUCUCCCUACCAGAGAUCGACUCCAUCGCGUGCGCGACGCCAACCGCGCUGCAGGGGGUUCCUGUGCGCCGCUUGCCGGUCCUGUCCUGUGCACCACCCAGUGUGCAUCUGAGUGCCGAGCCGCCCAUCGAGGCGCCCGGCAGCGCCCUGCGCGCUGGCAUGGCGCUCAAGCUACACUGCGCCGCCGAAGGACACCCCACGCCCCGCCUACAGUGGCAACUUCAGAUCCCGGGUGGCACCGUAGUCUUAGAACAGCGGGUUUCGAGUGAGGAGGACUACGGGGGCGGGAUGGAAGACGGAGAGGAGGAAUUAGAUGGGGAUGGGCUGACGCGGACGGAGGCCCCAACCCCGUCUCCAGCACCGGCUUGGCCCGCGCCUCCAGCCACCCCACGCUUCCUGGCGCUCACAAACGGCUCCCUGUUGGUGCCCCUCCUGAGUGCCAAGGAGGCAGGCGUCUAUACGUGCCAUGCCCACAACGAGCUGGGAACCAACUCCACGUCAGUACGCGUGGUGGUGGCGGCUGCCGGGCCCCCAAAGCAUGUUCCUGGCGCCGGGGGAGACCCGGAUGUGCAGGCCCCGACCUCUGAGCGCAAGUCCACAGCUAAAGCUCGGGGCAACAGCGUCCUACCCUCCAAGCCUGAGGGCAAAAUCAAAGGUCAGGGCCCAGCCCGGGGUAGCGUCUUUGGGGAGACGGAGGCGGGGCCGGAGGAGGAGGUCAGGGAGGGAGAGGAGGCGGAAGACCAGAUGGAGGAGCAGCGCUGUGGUCACGGGGACCCCUCGCGGUAUGUGUCCAAUCACGCGUUCAACCAGAGCGCCGACCUCAAGCCCCACGUCUUUGAGCUGGGCAUUAUCGCGCUCGACGUGGCGGAGCGAGAAGCGCGGGUGCAGCUGACGCCGCUGGCGGCGCGCUGGGGCCCAAGGCCUGGCGGGGCUGGGGAAGUUGGGUGGUCUGGGCAGCGGCCCCUGCGCCGGCUCUAUCUGUGCCCGGCGGGGGGCGGUGCAGCAGUUCAGUGGUCGCGCGUGGAGGAGGGCAUCAACGCCUACUGGUUCCGCGGCCUGCGGCCUGGCACCAACUACUCCGUGUGCCUGGCGCAGGCCGGCCAGGCCUGCCAUGUGCAAGUGGUGUUCGCUACCAAGAAGGAGUUGCCCUCCCUGCUGGUUAUCGUGGCGGUGAGCGUGUUCCUCUUGGUACUGGCCACCGUGCCCCUGCUGGGCGCUGCCUGCUGCCAUCUGCUGGCCAAACACCCGGGGAAGCCCUACCGUCUGAUCCUGCGGCCGCAGGUCCCCGACCCCAUGGAGAAGCGCAUCGCCGCCGACUUCGACCCGCGUGCCUCCUACCUCGAGUCGGAGAAAAGCUACGCAGCAGGCGGCGAGGCGGGCGGUGUAGAGCCGGAGGAGGCUCCCCGGGAGGGCCUUGAUGAAGACGCGGAGCCGGGGGACUCAGGUGGGGGCUUGCAGAGGGAGGAGAGCCUGGCCGCCUGCUCGUUGGUGGAGUCCCAGUCCAAAGCCAACCAAGAGGAGUUCGAGGUGGGCUCUGAAUACAGUGACCGGCUGCCACUGGGUGCUGAGGCAGUCAGCAUCGCCCAGGAAAUUAACGGAAACUACAGGCAGACGGCGGGCUGAACCCCGGCCCGCGCUGCCCUCCCAGUCUCAUCCCCCACCUUGGGUGCCUGGGAGCAGACACCUAGGGCUGGCAGUAUUUA
This is a messenger RNA of Miniopterus natalensis, 2463 nucleotides long. RefSeq names its product immunoglobulin superfamily containing leucine rich repeat 2 (gene ISLR2). Gene Ontology annotation, molecular function: protein binding. Lineage: Eukaryota; Metazoa; Chordata; Mammalia; Chiroptera; Miniopteridae. Gene Ontology annotation, biological process: positive regulation of axon extension. Gene Ontology annotation, cellular component: cell surface. The record is from RefSeq and is a predicted model, not a curated record.